Messenger RNA from Castor canadensis (American beaver), 1077 nucleotides. It is a transcript of the gene Gpr20, whose product is annotated as G protein-coupled receptor 20. Gene Ontology annotation, cellular component: plasma membrane. Gene Ontology annotation, molecular function: G protein-coupled receptor activity. Lineage: Eukaryota; Metazoa; Chordata; Mammalia; Rodentia; Castoridae. Gene Ontology annotation, biological process: phospholipase C-activating G protein-coupled receptor signaling pathway; positive regulation of Rho protein signal transduction. The record is from RefSeq and is a predicted model, not a curated record.
AUGCCCUUUGUGUCUACGGCGGGGCCCUGGGCCGUGGCAGCCCCCAAUGCCACGGCGACGGCUUGGACCAACAGCAGUGUGCCCGAGACGCCCCUGUUCUACCUGUUCGCCCUCCUGGAUGAGGAGCUGCACACCGCCUUCCCGCGCCUGUGGCUGGCCCUGAUCGCCGUCCACGGUGCCAUCUUUCUGGUGGGGCUGGUGCUCAAUGGGCUGGCGCUGUAUGUCUUCUGUUGUCGCACCCGGGCCAGUUCGCCGUCAGUCACCUACACUAUCAACCUGGUGGUGACCGACCUGCUGGUGGGCCUGUCCCUGCCCACACGCUUCGCGGUCUUCUAUGGGGCGCGAGGCUGCCUGCGCUGCGCCUUCCCACACGUCUUUGGCUACUUCCUCAACAUGCACUGCUCCAUCCUCUUCCUCACCUGCAUCUGCGUGGACCGCUACCUGGCCAUCGUGCAGCCUGAAGGCUCUCGCCGCUGGCGCCAGCCUGCCUGUGCCAGAGCCAUGUGCGCCUUCGUGUGGCUGGCCGCCGGCACCGUGACCCUGUCCGUGCUGGGCGUGACGGCCAGUGGACGGCCCUGCUGCCAUGUCUUUGCAUUGACCGUCCUAGAGUUCCUGCUGCCACUGCUGGUCAUCAGCGUCUUCACGGGCCGUAUCAUGUGCGCACUGUCGCGACCCGGCCUGCUGCGCCAGGGCCGCCAGCGCCGUAUCCGGGCCACACAGCUGCUGCUCACGGUGCUCGUCAUCUUCCUUGUCUGCUUCACACCCUUCCACGCCCGCCAGGUGGCCGUAGCUCUGUGGCCCAGCGUGCCGCAUCACACAAGCCUUGUGGUCUACCAUGUGGCCGUGACGCUCAGCAGCCUCAACAGCUGCAUGGACCCCAUCGUCUACUGCUUUGUCACCAGUGGCUUCCAGGCCACCGUCCGUGGUCUCUUCCGCAGGCAUGGAGCAGAGUUGGAGCCCAGCAGCGGGAAUGUGGUGAGCUUGCAUAAGAGUUCCAAGGGCUCAGGCUCCCAUCGUAUGCUCAGCCCUGGCCCUCACGCCCUCACUCAGGCCCUGACCAAUGGGCCUGAGCCUUAG